Pygocentrus nattereri (red-bellied piranha) is the source of this 2079-nucleotide messenger RNA. It is a transcript of the gene pa2g4b, whose product is annotated as proliferation-associated 2G4, b. The coding region runs from base 111 to 1295 and encodes 394 amino acids. The transcript is spliced from 13 exons. Lineage: Eukaryota; Metazoa; Chordata; Actinopteri; Characiformes; Serrasalmidae. The record is from RefSeq and is a predicted model, not a curated record.
CGACUCAUACGAGCGAUUCGCUCGCGAGUCGGACAUCGCGAGUGUGUGAAUGUAGCGUGGUUAGAGCGCAGAGAGAAAAGUUCCUCUCCGAACAACAACCGACCGAAGAAAUGUCAGGAGACGACGAGCAGCAGGAGCUGACCAUCGCCGACGACCUGGUGGUCACCAAAUACAAAAUGGGUGCUGACAUAGCGAACAAGGCUUUGCGGGCCAUAGUGGAGGCAGCCAAGCCUGGAGUGUCCGUGGUCAGUCUGUGCGAAAAAGGGGACGCUCUCAUCGCAACUGAGACCAGCAAGGUGUUCAAAAAGGAGAAGGAUAUAAAGAAAGGAAUUGCCUUCCCGACUUGUGUGUCUGUCAACAACUGUGUGUGCCACCUCUCUCCUCUGAAGAGUGAUCCUGAUUACACACUGCAGGACGGCGACUUGGUUAAAAUUGAUCUUGGAGUACAUAUGGAUGGAUUCAUCUCCAAUGUAGCUCACAGCCUUGUUGUUGGUGCAACCAAGGAAGCUCCAGUGAUGGGGCGGAAGGCAGAUGUGAUCAAAGCAGCCUAUCUUUGUGCUGAGGCAGCUCUGCGACUGGUUAAGCCUGGGAACCAGAACACUCAGGUCACUGAGGCCUGGAACAAGAUUGCUCAGUCCUUCAAAUGCACAGCCAUCGAGGGCAUGCUGUCCCAUCAGCUGAAGCAGCAUGUCAUUGAUGGCGAGAAGACCAUCAUUCAGAACCCCACAGAACAGCAAAGGAAGGAUCACGAGAAGGCUGAGUUUGAGGUGCAUGAAGUGUAUGCGGUGGAUGUGCUGGUCAGCACCGGAGAGGGGAAGGCUAGAGACUCAGGACAGAGGACCACAGUUUACAAACGGGACCCGAGCAAGCAGUACGGGUUGAAGAUGAAGACCUCAAGGGCGUUUUUCAGUGAGGUGGAGAGACGCUUUGAUGCCAUGCCCUUCACCCUUAGGGCAUUUGAGGAUGAGAGCAAGGCUCGAUUGGGAGUGGUAGAAUGUGCCAAGCACGAACUGCUGCAGCCCUUCAAUGUCCUGCAUGAGAAGGAAGGCGAAUAUGUUGCACAGUUUAAAUUCACCGUGCUUCUCAUGGCCAACGGCCCACUGAGGAUCACCAGCGGCCCUUUUGAGCCGGAGCUCUACAAGUCUGAGCAUGAGGUGCAGGAUCCUGAGCUCAAGGUCUUGCUGCAAAGCUCAGCCAGCCGGAAGGCACAGAAGAAAAAGAAAAAGAAGGCCUCUAAGACAGUGGAGAAUGCCGCAGGACAACCAACGGAGGAGGAGAACGAGACAGCCAAGUAGCCCCCUCCUGCCCCUAAUGCCAGCUAUUCUGACCGACAGAGAAAGACAUCCUGCGAACAACCCAAAGAACAGAAUCGUCAAAGCCAGUCCUGACGUGCCCCACUGAGAAGCCUUCUGGCCUAGCCAUCUAUCUGUCCAAAUACCUCCGUGUUAUUUAACACAGCUAUAGGGUUCACAUGUUAUGUGUGUUCCCAAACUUCAUGUGGUCAGGUUGUCCUCAAGGUAGGCUUCUCUAGAGGAGGUUACAGACAAGGAGGUGCUAGAUUCAAACUGACCACUUGUGUUUACAGGAGGUGUGUAUUGGUUGGGGGUGGGGCGUUUGUCCCUCUUAUUUAACAAACUGUCACUGUAAAAGCAAUCACAGAAAAUAAAAGUAAAGUGGUGGCACUGUUGAGGUAUCAUUACUGCAGUGGUCAAAUUAUUUCUCUAGAACUGAGACUCCUGUUUCAGAUUUCAUUUUGUAAUGAGUGACUGGCCUAUAGGGAAAACUCUUCUAGUUUGUAUUUAGAUGUAAAACUGCUCAAACUUUGGUAUGAUCUCUGCUUCCCGGCAAUGUAGAUUUAAAAAACAACUACAUUGGAAGUGUAAUUAGAUGGAUUGUGAUGUAGUCUGGUCUUGCUACUGUCAAACGGAAUUCAUUAUUCAUUUUAUACUUGCCAGUUAUGAGAAACCGACACUUGGCGUUUGUGUUUUCCUUACAUCUGACCUGUGUCUGACCUUAAGAGCCAAACGAUCCUGCCAUUUUUUAUGAUUGUAAAGUUAAUAAAUGAAAUUGGCCAAUACA